AUGGGACAGGAUACUAGCUGCUAGCGACUGUGCUGCACAGAGAUUAACAAGCCAAGAUAUGAAAUAAGUGAAAAUGGAAGUGCUCGUGCAGUGCACUGGGAUCAAGAGUAAGAUAAACAAUAUUUUCUAUCUCCUAAAAUUGUUUAAUAUGAAGAUUAAGAGAUGAAUUUAAAUAGUGGACAAAAAAAGGUUAAGAAAAGCUUUAAUUUAGCGGAGUAAGAAGAACUAGUUGACACCUCAAAUAUUUUUCAUAUUGAUGAUCCUUCUACUAAAUCAUAAAACUCUUAAAAAAUAAAGAAAAAUAUUGUAUCCUUUUUAACGAGUAAAGACAGUUUAAGUGACGUUAAUAAAUCCUGCUUAUCAAUCGUUAAUUAUUUAUGCUUGAACUAAACUCAAAUGAAAAAAUUUAAUUUAACUAAAGAGCUUACUUUAACAUCAUCAGGAGCUAAUAAUCAAUAAUAGUUGACAAAUAAUGAUUAAGAAGAUUAAUGGAUAUGGAAAGAAGUGCAAGAUAUUUUUAACUAACUUUUUCCUAAUAAUCUGAAUGAAGUUUUUAUAGAAUAUGAUUCAAACUGGUAAGGCUUAUACUUAAUAAGUGCCUUAAAUUCUUUAUGCUUAAAACCUGUUUACCUUUUAAGAAUGUUUGAAACAAAAUCUAAGCAAAUAGACAAUCCCGAUAUUACUUUCAACAACUAAUUAACAAAAAGUUAGGAUGAAACAAAAAUAAAUUAAUUUUAUGUGCACUUUCUAUUUAAUGGAAUUAUAUAAAAAGUCUGUGUCGACAAUAAUAUACCUUUUAUCCCUAAAAAGAAGCAAUGUUUAUUUAUCUAAUCUCAUCCUUAUGGAUUUUCUCCUUUGUUAUUAAAGGCCUAUUCAAGCUUAUUCGGAGGAUACUAAGCAAUCUAAAGAGGUAUCUUUGGUUAACUAAUAAGAGAUAUAACUUGGGCUCCCUACGAAUACAUUACUAUUUAAGAUUUGGUAUCAACCUUUUAAUACAUCUCUGAAAAUUUAAAAAAGAAAUAUUUAGUAACCCUUUGCAAAUCACUUGAUAAUUAUUGGGUUGAUACAAUUGUCACUAUUUCACAAGAAUUGGGAAUAGAUAAGGUUAAUCUUAUAAUUGAUGAAACAUUAUUUUCAAUUUUUAUUCAAAACUAUUAAUUAACACUAUUUUUAUUUUAUUAGGUAUUGCUGAAAAAGGGAUAAGAUGGAAGUCUUAGAUGGGUGCAUUUUUAGGAUAUCAAUCAGAUGUAUACUUAUUGUGGUGUAAAUAAAUGUAACGAAGAAUACUACUACAGCUAUAUAACUUAAAAUUUAAACAAAAAUAUGCAUACUGAGAUACUUGUGGUUUAAUUAGAGAAUUCAUAAGCAGCAAACCACGCAUUUAUCACUUUUAGCCAAUAAGACAAAAGAUUAUUUUUAAAUUAGAGCAGCAAUAGUAGUUUUUCUUAUGAUUUUGUAAGAAUGAUACUUGUUAAAGGGUCUUUAAAUGUAGUAAAUAGAUAAAUAAACAUUGAAUCAUAUAUUUAUGACCAUGUUUAAGUAGGAAGAGAUUCUACUAUUGAGUGUAAUUUAAGUUAAGGAACUUAUCUUCUAUACCUAGAAAUAGAAAAGAGUACUAGUCUUCAAUCAAAAAUUUGCAUAAAUAGUUACUCAUAGCAUAAAAUUUAAUUUUAAUUUGCUGAAAGUCAAGAACUUUUUAAUGUUUUUAAUCCUCAAAAUAAUGGUGCAAAUACAAAAAGUGAUGUUAUUAAAAAUGAAAAUAAUAACGAAUCCAGACUGAUAGAUUAAUUCCUAAUUUGCCAAACUAAAAGAUUGACAGAAAACAGCAACAUUAUAUUUAGUUAUCAGGAUGACUCAGAAAUAAUAAGAAUUAAUGGCCUAGCAGCAGGAAAUAUAUUUUUUAUCUACUAAAAUAACUCAAAGUAUGGAAGCGUACUCUAAGAAAAGCAUAGGAUCCGUAAAAGGAACGAUGCUUUAUUCUGUAGAGAGUGGCAAGUAGAAAUAUAUCCUUAACAAAAAAAAAUAUUUAGCUAUCCUUUGUAAAAUGGAGAAGAUAUAAAUGAUAUCAUUAUUGAUUUAGUGUAUACUAACAUAAAUUUAAUAGAUAAGAAAGUAUUGCUUAACAUUAAAUCAAUAGAAAAUAUGAGGUAAGUUAUAAAAGAGUAAAGAUAAUUGAACGGAAUUCCUAUUAAUAGUUACAUGUACACCUACUCAUAUCCAGGAGGAUAUUCUAUAUAUUUUGAAAAUUUUUCUAAGUUUUCUUGCACAGAAACUUUAUAUUAUAAUAUCAUAAAUUUACAAGGAGAAGAUUUUAAUAUUUAAAAUAAAUUCAUAAUUUUCCUACUUAAUCCUGGAUAGACAAAGCUAUUUAAUGUUAAAAGAAUAGAUCUUUUACAACCAUGCGAUUUAUAACUAAAAAGCAUAUAUUAGUUUCAUCAGUGA
Tetrahymena thermophila SB210 is the source of this 2442-nucleotide messenger RNA. RefSeq names its product calpain family cysteine protease. Gene Ontology annotation, cellular component: cytoplasm. NCBI's taxonomy places the organism in Eukaryota, Ciliophora, Oligohymenophorea, Hymenostomatida, Tetrahymenidae. Gene Ontology annotation, biological process: proteolysis. The record is from RefSeq and is a predicted model, not a curated record. Gene Ontology annotation, molecular function: calcium-dependent cysteine-type endopeptidase activity. The transcript is spliced from 6 exons.